GAGCAGAGCGCUGCUUUCUUUCCUGCAGGAGUUUGAGGAGUGAGGAGCUUUUACUGAUUCGUGUUCGCACCAACACUGUAUUAACAUGGUGCUGUUACACGUGCUGUUCGAGCAUGCGGCCGGAUACGCCCUGCUCACAGUCAAAGAAGUGGAGGAAAUUGGGAUGCUGCUGCCUCAGGUCGAGGAAAGCGUCCUGAACAUCGGAAAAUUCAACUCGGUGGUAAAGCUGGCUGGGUUUUUCCCAUUUAAAUCUGCCCAGGGUGCUCUGGAAAACAUAAAUGCAGUUUCAGAAGGUGUCGUCCAUGCUGAUCUGAAGCUGUUUCUGGAGACGAAUUUGCCCUCUGGUGGUAAAAAGAAGGCUGUGUUGGGGGUGGCUGAUGGAAAAAUCGGAGCAGCCUUGCAGGAGGAGUUGGGUCUGUCUAUCCAGACUGGAGGAGUCGUGGCAGAGAUCCUUAGAGGUGUUCGUCUUCAUUUUCACUCCCUGGUCAAGGGUCUCGCAGCUCAGGCCGCAUCCAAAGCCCAGCUUGGUCUGGGACACAGUUACUCUCGAGCCAAGGUCAAGUUCAACGUGAACAGGGCUGAUAACAUGAUCAUCCAGUCCAUUGCACUGCUAGAUCAGCUGGAUAAAGACAUCAACUUGUUCUCCAUGCGUGUGCGCGAGUGGUACGGCUACCACUUCCCGGAGCUGAUAAAGAUCGUGAGUGAAAACGCCACCUACUGCAAGGUGGCUAAGUUUAUUGGGAACCGAAAGGAGCUGAGUGAGGAGAGUCUGGAGGCUUUGGAGGAGUUCACGAUGGACAGUGCCAAAGCGCAGGCCAUCCUGGAUGCAUCACGUUCUUCUAUGGGAAUGGACAUCUCGCCCAUCGACCUCAUCAACAUCGAGAGCUUCUCCACCAGAGUUGUCUCUCUCACAGCUUACAGACAAGAGCUUCAGGAGUACCUGCGCUCCAAAAUGAGCCAGGUGGCCCCCAAUCUGGCCGCCCUCAUCGGUGAAGUGGUUGGCGCUCGUCUCAUUUCCCACGCCGGCAGCCUGACUAACCUGGCUAAGUAUCCAGCCUCGACGGUGCAGAUCCUGGGAGCGGAAAAGGCCCUGUUCAGGGCGCUGAAGACGAGAGGAAACACGCCGAAGUACGGCCUCAUUUUCCACUCCACGUUUAUCGGUCGGGCCGCUGCCAAGAACAAGGGGCGCAUCUCGCGCUUCCUGGCUAACAAGUGCACCAUCGCCUCUCGUAUCGACUGCUUUUCUGAGGUUCCGACCAGCGUGUUCGGAGAUAAACUGCGAGACCAGGUGGAAGAGCGUCUCUCUUUCUACGAAACUGGAGAGACGCCCAGGAAGAACCUGGACGUAAUGAAGGAGGCGGUUGUAGAGGCUGGCGAGGCGGCAGCAGAGAUCAAGCGCAAGACAGAGAAGAAGGAGAAAAAGAAGAAGAAGCGAGAGAAGAGGAGACUGGAAGCUCUGUCCACUGCUGAAGGAGACGAGGAAGAGGUGGAAGCCAAAAAAGCCAAAUCGAAUAGAGAUGCUCAUGAGAACGGAGAGGAAGCUGACAGAGCCGUCGCUAAGAAGAAAAAGAAGAAGAAGCAGGCGGUCGAAGCAGAGGAGGAAGACGUAACGACGAACGGUGUGGACGAGCCGACUCCUGCGAAAAAGAAAAAGAAGAAAAGCGAAGCGGUAGAGCCCGAAGCAGAGGACGAGGAGCCCGAACCGAAGCAGUCUGAGAAGAAGAAGAAAAAGAAAAAGAAGGUCGCGGAUGAAUGAGCCUCCGUCCUUCAAUGCUGAACUGUUUUAUUGUACAGUACUUUGUUUUUGUUUAGCUUGAGCAGUAGAAGUGUUUGUGAUCAGAAGGUGCGCUGAUCAAAAAGCUUUUUUUUUCUUUUUUUUUUUUCUAUAGACUAAGCACCUGUGACAUAUUUGUGCCUUGAUCGAAUUAAAUAAUCUGCACCGAG
Molecule: messenger RNA, 1944 nt
Organism: Trichomycterus rosablanca
Lineage: Eukaryota; Metazoa; Chordata; Actinopteri; Siluriformes; Trichomycteridae
Gene: nop56
Product: NOP56 ribonucleoprotein homolog
Exons: 12
Coding region: 86-1756 (556 amino acids)
Cellular component (GO): box C/D methylation guide snoRNP complex; small-subunit processome
Molecular function (GO): snoRNA binding
Source: RefSeq, a predicted model, not a curated record